Molecule: messenger RNA, 3929 nt
Organism: Pseudoliparis swirei
Lineage: Eukaryota; Metazoa; Chordata; Actinopteri; Perciformes; Liparidae
Gene: pgrmc1
Product: progesterone receptor membrane component 1
Exons: 3
Coding region: 22-576 (184 amino acids)
Cellular component (GO): endomembrane system; membrane
Source: RefSeq, a predicted model, not a curated record
UAGACAGAGAAAGGACCCAACAUGGCUGAAGCAGAAGAAAGCGAGUUAACUUCUGUUGGUAUUUUUCAGGAGAUCUUUACCUCCCCGCUAAACCUGACCCUGCUCAGCCUCUGCCUGUUCCUCUUGUACAAAAUAUUCCGCGGGGACAAACCACCAGAGCUCGGCGAGAUAGAAGAACCGCUGCCCAAACUGAAAAAGAGAGAUUUCACCUUCGCAGAGUUGAAGCCCUACGAUGGACUCCAGGACCCGAGGAUCCUCAUGGCUGUCAACGGGAAAAUCUUCGACGUGACCAGAGGGAAGAAAUUCUACGGGCCAGAGGGCCCGUACGGCGUGUUCGCGGGCAGAGAUGCGUCCAGAGGUCUGGCGACGUUCUGCCUGGAGAAGGAGGCCCUGAAAGACGAACACGACGACCUGUCCGACCUGAACGCCAUGCAGCAAGAGAGCCUCGCCGAGUGGGAGACGCAGUUCACCUUCAAGUACGACUACAUCGGCAAGCUGUUGAAACCCGGGGACGAGCCCACGGAGUACACCGACGAGGAGGAGGAGGAGGAGGGAAAAGACAAAAAGGAAGACUAGAGAAACAACGAGCGAACCUAGAGAUGGUCGAUGCCUUAAUGUUGGUUUGUAAUUUUUAAUGCCUGCUGCCUCCUAUUGGGGCCACUCUUCUGUAUGUAUUCUAGUACUUUUGGACUUCCGCAACCCCCACGCCCCCCCCCCCCGACUGAAUUCCAUUCACCUCCUUUGACCUUGUGAUCACUAACGGAUAAAUAUGCUGCGUUCUGAUGUCGCGAUGUUCGCGUGUCAUCAGCUUCAACUCGGACCCGUAGAUUGUUGUGGAGAAUCAAGAACUCGGACCAAUUCCACUGACGGUCAUCUGUCCUGUAGGUUGAGAGUAGCCGGCUGACGAAAGAAGGAGGAGAUGAUCGACAGCUCUGUCGUACACUUUGUCAAUAUCGCGACGGACGUCUCGCCGGUUGUCCACAUUCCUUUCAUUCAAGGUUUGAAUUAUCUCAGGAAGUAGUUUCACUCAAAAUUAGCUCGAAUGUGAAGUUCAUUUGGAGGCUUUAGUCGGCUUGCAUUUCCCACCGUGAUGUGUUUUUUUAACACAAAUGUGAAAAUAACACGCAGGCUGAAUGAAACGGAUGUAUUUGAAGGACUUUUUCUUUAUAAACUUUACUAACCGCAUAAGCUUUAUUUACCAAUAUCUGAGAACUGAAAAACUGUUUCCUGUCUGCUCUUCAAACAAUACGAUGACGGACGAUGACAUUCAGAUGUCUUGUCCUGCUGGUCUAAAUUCUACGAUGACAUAUUGGGGCCAUUGUAAUUUUUAUUUUUUUAUUUUGUAUACAGUAAUCAAUUAUUUAAAAAAAUACAAGAAAAAAAUUCUGAGAAUUAAUUUUGUAUAGGGGAAAAAUGAACAAAUAAGAAAAUGGAAACAUGAAUAUUCUUUGUAAUUGUAAAGUCAAUGGUAUGCAAUUAAAUAACAGUGACAAAUGUAUGAGAGAAAAAUACACCAACAUCACUUCACUUUGAAAAUGUUAUUCUCAAACAUUUGUCAUUUGAUUUAUUAUCAUUUCAAAAACCUCCCAUUUAAAUCGGGGAAAUUUAUCAUUUUCAACCCCCUCCCCAAGCUCUGUAAUCACUAUAAUUAAAUGUUUCUUCAAUGGCCGUCGUAUGCCCUCUUGAAAUUCUCCUCUCCGUUAAUACAUUCGUCUUGUAUUCAAUAUUAACUUUCUGGUGGAGAAAGAAACCAAGCUUUUUGGCAGAUGUUCACAAUGACAAUCCUGGUCAUUUGCUGCAGAGCCUCAGAUCCCAAAUAUAUAUUCAGGCAUGAGAAUCCCUCACCUUUCGGCGAAAUUCGCCGUUUUGAAACCAAAAUAGGUGACUGACGUGAAUCGUGUAGAUCCGAAGAGUUUUUGUUUUGGGGGAAGGGGGGGGGGUCAAUUGGCCGGCCGGCGUUUAUGAGAUUGGAGUGGGACACGGAGAAAAUGUGGAGUGGUGCUUUUCGCAAUAGAACAUCUUUGAUGGGCACGUGUCGCGUCUCGGCCAAUCAGCGUCAAGAUGUCUUCAGCGUUUGGUGGUUUAGGUUAGCUUGAAUGUUAGCCCGCUAUCUGCUGCUGUCACGCUGCACGGUGUAGCGAUCCUAACAAAGUACCCGUACGUUAAGAGCGAUGUGAUUGUCAUAAUUGACUGUAAAAGGGAAUAUUACUAAAUAGUUGUGUUGUGCAUACUGUGAUAUUCUGAACACUCAGGUUCAAACUGCAACAUCUUUUCAUUAAAUACAUUUGAGAAGUUAAAAAUAUCCCUCAAUUUAGGUCUCAGCUUGUCAUUCAGGGGUGAUAGUGCAUCCCAAAGCCAGACCAGUGGAGAACCACUGCCCAAACCAGUGGAGAACUACUGCCCCAGACCAGUGGAGAACCACUGCCCAGACCAGUGGAGAACCACUACCCAGACCAGUAGAGAACCACUACCCAGACCAGUGGAGAACCACCUGUCUCAACUGUGAAAAAGCUUUUAACAAAGUUAAUGUAAUAAUGUUUGUUUGAUCUUUGAUAAAGUAAUGUGGGUUAAAAUAAAUAUAAUUAAAUAGAUGUAUUGUAUAAUAUUAAAUACAUUUGCAUAUAUAGUUAUACAUUUAUAUAAGUACACCUAAAUAAACAAACAAAUGCAAAGACAGUUAUUUAACAAUAUGUUCUGGAGUAGUUAGAAUUAUACCGUGUUAGUGACAACUGCCCUUUGAGGGCAGCCAUGAGGCGGAUGUGGCCUCGGUGAAAAUGAGUUUGACACCCCUGGAUUAGAAGAUCGUGACAACCAGGUAGAGGCAGAACAGACUCAAGGAACAGACUCGUGGCUCAGCAGAGCACAAGACUUGAAGACUUGUUCACGCCAAAAAAAAGGAAGUUGGUUCAUGAAUGACUAUAUUAUAUACAAUAUUACUAUUAUUAUAGGGCCCACUGACUUGGUGUCAGAAUGGAGGAACUAUAGAUUAUCAUACAACGUCCAACAUCGAUGUUCGUGGAAGUCACCAGCACCCCCCCCCCGCGCGCGCGCCUAUCCUUCUCACCUUUUUCACCCCUGACCCGUUUUCAUGCCUGUAUAUUCCAUUCACCAUUUUAAGUAAUCUGUCACGCGAAACAAAAUAUCCCAUUCUCUGGUUGCACCUCCUCAAAUAGAAGAAUGUGCAGCUUUUCUUUUGCUUCACACAAUUAUAAUUUGAGUUCCUUUCAAAUGUUGACCUGUAGGUCGGAUAAAAUAAGUAAUGUGCAAUGAUUUCUUUAACAACAACAAAAUGCCGUAAAACAAUAAUAUUUUAGGCGCGCUCUCUUGCAUAGUUUUAGUGCUCACAACUGUAGUUCGUCACAUGGUGCAGAGGAAACGUGUCGGAAAGUUCAGAGUCCAAAAGACUUCAACGCUUCAGCUGUGAACAGGAAGUCCAAGCUGCUGCCAGCAAUGUUCAAUUUUAUAAAUUCAUAAUUUCGAUUCUUCCCCAUUCAGCUAAUGGUUUGUUUACCUUGUUUUUGACACUAAACCCAUGAUGGAAGGAGAAUUAAACAUUUAUUGGGAGGCCUCCGACGCUCUCAAAGUUGAGUGAACUAGAUAAUAGUUAAAGAAUGUGAAGUUAAAAUCUCCUUAUCAAUAAUGUUUUCCAGUUCAAGCUUCCAUGCGUCCGUGAAGUGUUGCAGAAACUUUUAUUUUUGCAAGGAAAUGUACAUUUUUAAAAUCCUGAUCAAUUAUUGAAGAAGUUGGUUUUAAAUGUGUUAAAUAUUGUGCUCACGAUAUUUUUUUCUUUGCCUCCGUCGACAGAGAGAUCGCCCACUUUCCGAAAAAUCCAUUCAAAGAGGGAAUAUGUUCCGUAUGCAUGUACAUAAACUAAAUGUCAUAAUCCUGAGAAUGAUAUUUUGAUUUAAUAAAGAAGACUACAAAAUAAA